Messenger RNA from Rhopilema esculentum, 1690 nucleotides. The record is from RefSeq and is a predicted model, not a curated record. Lineage: Eukaryota; Metazoa; Cnidaria; Scyphozoa; Rhizostomeae; Rhizostomatidae.
AUGAAAGGUGAAAUCAUGUUUUGUUACUGUUAUUUUUUUGUUUGCAAGACAUAAUACUUUCUCAAGAGCAUGCAUGAAAAGGAAAGUGAUUACAACUUGGGUAAUGCAUACCUUCAAUGCCAUUCCCUACUUCAGUAACCAAGGGUCAAAGGAAGGACAAGCCGCUAUAAUUGAAACAGUACACAGAGCAAAAAAAGAAACAGAGAAAGAACCAGAUGGCGAAUACUGUACAUCCAAAGCAAGAUCAGAAGGUGCAUACGAAGCUUGCAACGAGGUUUAAGCAAUUUUCAGAAGUUGCAACAGUGCAUGGCGUACACAAAGUAGCAAAUUCUACAUCUCGGAGUCGAAUGAUAGCCUGGUCCGUUCUAUGCUUGACUCUUGUUGGCCAUGCUGUCUACUCUAUUUCAAGUUCAGUAAAGGAAUACAUGUCGUACCCAACGCUAACAUAUAUAAAAAAGGAAACAAGCAAUAAAAUGGAUUUCCCAAGCAUCACGAUAUGCAACGCGAAUAAUUAUCGUCUGAGUGCUUUGCAAUCGAUGUCAUCAAACGAUACAGACAUCGAGCAACUAUUAGCUUCCUAUUUACAGACAAGCUUACAAACCAAGAACGUUUUGCCAUUAUCAAGAUCAGAUGUCGCAAUGAAAUAUUCCAGUGCCCUUUUAAACAGUACAACGAUAAAAACCCUGAGCUCGUCAAUCGAGUGGAUGAAGUGGAACUUUAAGGACUGGUGCAAGUUUUCAUUCAGUAUCAAAUGUGAGUCCCCCGAAGAUUUCACAGACUAUUUCUAUCACUCAAACACAGGUGUUUGUCAGACAUUCAACUAUGAUGGAAAAUACAGGCAGAUCGCACCGGGUGCUCCGUUUGGUUUAAAACUUAAACUGUUCACCAACGAGUGGGACAAAGUGCCACAAUUCUCAGACGGUGGCGCUGGCAUUCGUAUUAUGAUACAUCCCAAAGAUAUCUACCCUAACCCAUUUGCUGAUAGUAUGUUGGUUCCAACGGGGCACUUGGCAGACAUCCCCAUACAUAAAGUAAUUACUAAGCGGCUAAAAAGUCCCUUCAAAACAAACUGCACAAACGGUGAUGGAAAAUUUCUGAUUUUCCCAGGCAAUUAUACUGUUGGUAAUUGCCAAUACAGUUGUUUCUUCAAAAAAGCCCUCGAAGAAUGUGGGCUUAUAGAGCCCGCUUACAAGUUUCAUAAGCCUCGUGAAUUUCAAGAGAGUCUGAAACGUUUUCAAGAAAAUAACAGAAGCAAAGCAGACCUGUCGUCUUGUUUCCAUCAUCUGAAAAUAGACGAAGAUGACUGCAAAUGCCCCCCAUCUUGUUACGAAGAGAAAUACCGAACAAAAAUCAGUUAUUUGCAAUGGCCAACUCCAGCCAACAUUCCCUAUUAUCGCUCGCUCAUGGCAAAUUUUACUGGUCGAGAAAAAAUCACAGACGCUGAUGUACAUGAAAAUAUCGUUUUUCUGAAAAUAUAUUUUGAUGAACUUAGUUAUGACAUCAUAGCUGAACAGGCAGUCCAUCUUUGGCCAAGGUUUUUUGGGACAGUGGGUGGUCAACUUGGUCUAUGGAUGGGAGCAUCAGCGUUUUCGAUAAUAGAAUUUUUCUUAUUCAUUGCUGACGCAGUGCUUGAAAUGUGUAGAGGCAAAGUAAGGAAUGAUGACAGCAGCAACACAAGUGCCUAAACAAU